Molecule: messenger RNA, 1573 nt
Organism: Oncorhynchus masou masou (cherry salmon)
Lineage: Eukaryota; Metazoa; Chordata; Actinopteri; Salmoniformes; Salmonidae
Product: homeobox protein engrailed-1-B-like
Exons: 2
Coding region: 1-849 (282 amino acids)
Biological process (GO): regulation of transcription by RNA polymerase II; multicellular organism development; neuron differentiation
Cellular component (GO): nucleus
Molecular function (GO): DNA-binding transcription factor activity, RNA polymerase II-specific; RNA polymerase II cis-regulatory region sequence-specific DNA binding
Source: RefSeq, a predicted model, not a curated record
AUGGAGGGGCAAAGGGAUGUACACAGCCCGGAGUCUAGUGAAGGGGAGAGCGUUUCUCCCUCUCCAAGUCUGCCUUCGCCGCCCAUCCUGCCUCUCCAAGCAGCGCAGCAGGCGCACAGAACCACCAACUUUUUUAUUGACAAUAUUCUACGGCCAGAUUUCGGCUGCAGGAAGGAGCAGGGCUUAGGUGCGAGGGAGAGGUCGCAGACUUCCAGCCGAGAGCGCGCCCACCCUUUGGUCGCCAGACCGACUCAUCCUGGAACGCCAUGCCAGGACUCCAAUUGCAGCAGCGACAGCACUUCUUCAUCCUCCUCGUCCUUGGCCUUGUCUCCAACCCCCAAAAAGAGCACCUCGUCCUCGAAAGCCAACGACAGCUCCGGAGGUAGCACGCCCAAGUUCGGCGAGAACACUUCUCCUGUUAUGGUUGUGAACGGCGUUAGUGGCGGCGCAGCGCCCUCCCCCGAGUCCCAACCGCUGCUGUGGCCUGCCUGGGUGUAUUGCACUAGAUACUCGGACAGGCCCUCAUCUGGCCCAAGGACACGGAAAUUGAAAAAGACGAAAAACGAAAAGGAAGACAAGCGACCCAGAACGGCGUUCACGGCUGAGCAGCUUCAAAGACUGAAGACGGAGUUCCAGUCCAACCGUUACAUUACGGAGCAGAGGAGACAGUCUCUAGCCCAGGAGCUCAACCUCAAUGAGUCACAAAUCAAAAUCUGGUUCCAGAACAAACGGGCCAAAAUCAAAAAGGCCAACGGCUAUAAGAACGGCCUGGCUCUCCAGCUCAUGGCGCAAGGAUUGUACAACCAUUCCACCACCACCAUUCAGGAAGACAAGGAGGAGAGUGACUGAGCCUUCGCUUGCCCCAAAUGUGCUACAAACUCGGAAAACUAUGGUGUAGGAGUCACCAUUUGGGGACGAAAUAUUUGUGGAUAGUCAAGGCUAGUGUAAAAUAUGUUCAAUUUGUUGAUAGGCUUGUGUAUGAACAUAAACGAUACAAAUAUGCAUACAAGCUACGAACAUGAUGGAAAAUUAAUAGCCAAAAAUGAGACUGUAUAGAUCAUUUAAGGAGAAAGGGAUACAGUACUACUCACCCUGCACUUGGAUAAUGAUAUGAUUGCUAUCUUUGUCGCUUUAGGCCUAAUGUGUGAUCUCUCUUUUAUAUCAAACCUCGGUGAAAUUACAGACUGUGUGAUCUGCCACUUCAAGCCAAAGAUUUGAUCGAAAUAACAGCCUGAAAAAACAAACAUCUAUGAAUCUCUCUCUUAUAGACUAUACUUUCUUCCUGAACUGCGAGUCCCUAACAAUCAGUAGGCCACUGUUUUUUUCGUUGCCUGCCGCUUGAUGUAUUGCCUCAACUACGUGUGGGCCUGAAAUAUUGGCCUAUAUGACUCAUCUCGUGUUGGAUUCGCGAUAUCUUGGAAUACUACAACGAAAUAUAUGUGAUCUCCCUCGACAGUUAGAGGGAGUAUAUUAUCUACUACGUCUAAACCAUGUUUCCAAAUUAACAUUUUUAUAUUGGAAAAAAGGCAACACUACUCUUUUUUUGUAUUGUGCACUACUUUGUGCAAUAGGU